Molecule: messenger RNA, 1437 nt
Organism: Camellia sinensis
Lineage: Eukaryota; Viridiplantae; Streptophyta; Magnoliopsida; Ericales; Theaceae
Source: RefSeq, a predicted model, not a curated record
AUGAGAAAGCUGAGAGGAGUCCAGGAUAAUUUAAAGGUUUGGAAGCGUAAAGUUUUUGAUGAUCUAAAUGAGGUGAAAGCGGAGUUAGUUCAAGAUAUUGAGAAAUUGGAUGCGAAGGAAUUUAGGGAGGGUUUAUCUGGGGCUUUAAGGGAUAAGAGAUCAUUGCUUAGGAUUAAGUUGGAAGAGCUUGUUUUUAGGGAGCAUAUUUUUUGGGGACAAAGGGCUAAGUUGAAAUGGGCUAAAGAGGGUGAUACCAAUUUUAGAUUUUUUCAUAGGGUUGCGUUGGGAAAAAGGAUGAAAAAUUUUAUUAAAAAUUUGGAGGUAGGGCAGGGUGUGGUGGUGAGUAAGGAUGAGUUUAUUGUUAUGGAGAUUUUCAAUUUUUAUUCAAAUCUCUACUCUGAUGGGGGAGUGGAUUAUCCAAGGAUCGAAGACAUUAAUUGGGCUCUUAUGGAGUCAACAAUAGCCAAUUGGCUUGAGAGACCCUUUGACAAAUGUAAGGUGAGACAUGCGGUGUUUGAGUGUGAGAAAGAUAAGGCUCCAGGUCCAGAUGAUUUUUCAAUGGCCGUAUUUCAUGAUUGUUGGGACAUUGUGAAAAUGGAUCUUAUGAGAGUGUUUGGUGAGUUCUUUGAAAGUGGGGAGGUCAACUUAUGCACCAAUGCGUCCUUCAUUUGUCUAAUUCGCAAGAAUGGGAAGUCGGUCAAGAUUGGGGAUUUUAGACCCAUUGGCUUGGUUACAUCACUUUACAAAAUUCUAGCAAAUGUGCUUUUUGAGAGAAUUUGGGUGGUCCUUGAGGAAACCAUCUCUUCUGCACAAGUGGCAAAUGAGGUUAUUGAGGAGUAUAGAGGGUUACAUAAGGAGAGUGUUGUCUUUAAGGUUGACUUUGAGAAGGCGUAUGACCAUGUUGAUUGGGACUUUGUGGAUUUUGGUAAGGGUGUUAUUGAGGGAUUUAUAGUAGGGAGGGCUAGGAUUGGCGUCACUCAUCUACAGUUUGCGGAUGAUACUACAUUUUUUUCAUCAAAUGAGGAAAGUAAGGUGGGUAGUUUGUUAAAGAUUUUGAGAAUUUUUGAAAUUGUGUCGGGCCUCACUGUCAAUCUUAACAAGAGUAGUGUUGUGGGUAUUAAUUUGGAAGAAAACUAUGUGCAAAGGGUGGAGGAUAUGUUGGAUGUUCCAUUGAAUUAUUUCCUCUCAAAUACUUGGGGCUUCGAUUGGGGGGAGAUCCUAGAGUGGUGUCUUUUUGGAAGCCUGUUCUUGUCAAAUUUGAGAAAAGAUUUAAGGGAUAAAAGCAAGCUUUGUCGUCUGAGGGAGGGAGAUAUACUUUGGUACAAUCUUUAUUUAGGCUUUGCUCCUGUUUAUUUCUUGUUCAUAUUCAAGAUUCCAGUUGGCAUUGCGAGGAAAAUUAAGAAAUUGAUGAGAGAUUUUCUUUUGGAAAGGGUGUAA